AUGUGUGACUCGUGUUUUCUGUCAACUGCAUACCAUCCGUCUUAUACCAAUGGAAACCUUCGAGAAAUACACUCAUUUGCAAAUCAAUUUGUUUUUCACGAGAGACUCAACCGAAUCUCUCUUGGCACGAUAGUCGAGAUAUCGCAGUGUAUUUUCAUAAAGGAAACUACUCACAAGGUUACUGAAAACUCUUCGACAGCUCCCGACUUAUUUCGCCCUUGUAGGGUCUCAUCAGGGGAGACUCAACUGAAUCUCUCGCUUAUGGUAUUCUACAACUGGAUGUGCUGCACACAGGCCGCCUCAUGA
Molecule: messenger RNA, 306 nt
Organism: Opisthorchis viverrini
Lineage: Eukaryota; Metazoa; Platyhelminthes; Trematoda; Opisthorchiida; Opisthorchiidae
Exons: 3
Coding region: 1-306 (101 amino acids)
Source: RefSeq, a predicted model, not a curated record